AGGUGGAGGGGGCUCUGGUGCUGCUGAGGAGGAUGGUGGACGAUGGAGUGCCGAUGCAGCUUUCGACACACGUGUACGUGAUUGAUUCGCUGCUGAACGCGAGCUUUUACUAUCAGACGGUGAAGUUUGUGAGGAGCUUUAGCAGGAGGGACACGUGGCUGGAUAAGGAGAAUUUCGGGAGCUUGGCGUAUCGGCUCAUCAAGUUGAAGAGGUUUGACAAGGCAAAACUGGUCUUGGACGAAAUGAAAUCCAGGGGUUUAGAUAUGGGCGAGAAAUUGAAGGAGAAAUAUGAGAUUAUUUAGUGUUAAUCAAAUGAUUUGUUUUCUCAAUUAGUUAGUGUUAACAGGCGUUUUCCACAGUAAACCGGAGACUAAACAAAUGCUGACAGUGAAACCGAGCUAAAACCAUCGACAACGUCGUACAUGGUUAAAUUAAAGAGGUCAAUGGUAUGGUAGUCCGUCCAACCCCGAUAGAGGAGCUGACGUCACCGCCGGUACAAUGGACGGCCAGAUUUCCAUUUCCUUCUCAGUCCGAUCUUUUUCCUCAUCUUUCGGUCGACACCCAACCCAUCAUUAUUACCCACACCAAAAAAUCCCGCUGUUUCUCUCUUUCUCCACCACCGCCCGAACCGAACCCGAAACCGUUCAUGCAUCGCCCGACCCGGACCCGAGCCCCCGGUGGCCGGGAUGACUGUUGGAGCGAGGGCGCCACAUCGACGCUAAUCACGGCGUGGGGCGACCGUUACAUCCAGCUGAACCGCGGCAAUCUCCGUCAGAAUGACUGGAAGGAGGUGGCGGACGCCGUUAACUCUGGACUAAACGGCGGCGUCAAGGCGCCCAAGACGGACGUCCAGUGCAAAAACCGCAUCGACACCCUGAAGAAAAAGUACAAACUCGAAAAGUCAAAGCCUAGCCCUUCCACGUGGCCCUUCUACCACCGCCUCCACUCCCUCAUCGGCUCUUCACCGGACGCCGCCGUUUCGACCAAAAGAAAGCCCACAAUUCCCACUCUCACUGUAAAAUCCCCAGACCUUAAGCCUAAGCCCCCGGGUGGGUCCAGGGAGAGCUCAAUUGGAUGCGAAGAUGGUGAGGAUUGUAAUGGUGAUAGUGUAAGGAAGCGUCGGAUGGAGGCGGUGGGGUUAUCGGGUGGAGCGGCGUGCAGGGAAUUGGCGGGGGCAAUAUUGAAAUUUGGGGAAUUAUACGAGAGGAUGGAGAAUUUGAAACAGGAGCAGAUGAUGGAGCUGGAGAAGCAGAGGAUGGAGUUCACAAAAGAACUCGAGUUCCAGAGGUUGAAUAUGUUCAAGGAUGCUCAGGUCGAGCUGGAGAAGAUGAAGCGCCCCAAGUAUGCUCCUUGUAGAGGAAAGAAGUUAUAAGCUGAGGUUGACUCUCCGUUUUCAAAUGGGAAGUUGUUUCUGUCAAGCCACAAAUCAGACCAUGUAAGAAAUCUAAGUGGAAAGCUCGAUAUCCAGUUCGCUACUUCUGAAGUACACAUCAUGAGCUCCAUGAUUUAUAUAUCUGCAGUUUCAAGUUCAAGGCUUUGGAGGCCUAUGUUUAUGAAUUAUUGUAAUGUUUCUGGUGUACAUGAUUGGUUGUUAGCCCUACAGACUUCUUGUACUUUUAUGUUUCUGCAGUGUAAUAUUAUUUGUUUGUUGAUAAUGAUCAAGCUCCAUUCAUAGAUUACAUGGAUUGUAUCAGCUUUUCUCUUGAAUGGCAAUGCUAAUUUGAUCA
Prunus dulcis (almond) is the source of this 1727-nucleotide messenger RNA. Its product is annotated as trihelix transcription factor ASIL1. Gene Ontology annotation, cellular component: nucleus. The record is from RefSeq and is a predicted model, not a curated record. The transcript has 2 exons. The coding region runs from base 449 to 1372 and encodes 307 amino acids. Gene Ontology annotation, molecular function: transcription cis-regulatory region binding. Lineage: Eukaryota; Viridiplantae; Streptophyta; Magnoliopsida; Rosales; Rosaceae.